AUGGAUGACCCGGAAAAGAAUCUUGUACGUACUUGCACAGCCGUCAAAAAAAUUGGAGAUGAUGUUAAGGAAUUGUCACCUCUGAGAUAUCUGCUGUCUUGUUACAAAAGAUCACAACAGGAAACGAAACAAAAGAUUAUAGGUUCAGCUAUGAUUUCUAAAUGUUGUAAACUGAUAGUAUCUUAUACCGUGACAGCAUUAACAACACCAGAAGUAUUUGGCAUUACUGAUGUUCACUCACAGAUGGCCAGUUUAUUCAGCGAUGUGUGCCAUUCUGGUGAUUUAGAUGUAUUUUCUUCAUUUCUGGAUGCAGUAUGUGCUGCUAUAGUAACAGAUGAAGAGUACAGAUGCAGUGAUGUGUUUCUACCAAUAUUAAAAAUUACGCAUGAGAGAAUCACCUCUCUCAAGACCUUGAUUAAUUCUAAUAAUUAUAUUUACUGUGAGAUUGUCAGAUGCUUCACAAUGAAGCCUCUACUUGCUAAGGUCCUACUGGAUCAUAUCAACCCACAAGAUCUUACCAGAGGGAAAGAUUUUGAAAAAAACUGCAUUGGAGCAUUAUUGAACUUAUCAUGUCUCGUUGAUAAUGAAUCAGGACCUUAUGAGUUUUUUGAUAAACCUUCAAGCUCAUCACAACAACAGCAUCAGGCAACAGAAGCCAGUAUAUGGAUGCCUUUAAGUGUUAUGAAUGAUAAAGUAUAUCAGAUAUUUUUAUCUAUGUUGAAAUGUUCAUCUGAAAUAAAAGAUGAAUUCUUGAUGUGGAUUGGAAACUGUCUGCACUCUAAUGUUGAUCGUACAAAAAUCUGGUCGGUAAUGAUGAGCCGUAAUAGAUUUGUGUCUGACAGUUUUAUGUUGAAUCUUGGAGCUGUACUUUUACGACUGUGCCAACCAUUCACAGCUUCUAUCAACCAGAAUUUGUUGAAGAUUGACUUUAGUUAUACUCUUGCUACCAUGGAAACUGAAGUACGAAGGAAAGAAAUGGGCAUACACAUGAAAGAAUUAGGAAAAGAAACUUGUUUGUGUCAGCUGGAAGAUAACACUGAUCCUAUCGCUAAAAAACCUUUGUACAAUUUUACUACGGAGAUCUUUAUGAUGACUCAUCACUGCUUACGAAUGGGAUACCAUCGUGUCUUCAGCCAGUUCAAUAGACUGGCUCGUAAUUUAAAUCGGAUACAACGCAGUUAUGAAGAUGCACGCCGACAGUCUGCUCAGCCUGCGGUUAUACAAAAUAUACGAGAUGAUAUGGAUAGAGGAAUGACGAUUUUCCUGAGUACCAAAGCUGCUUUAUUAGAACCUCAAUAUUUACAAAUGACCUUUGACCUUAUACUUGCUACUUCUGCCCUUUUAUCACACUCUGCUGUGACUGACAGUAGUGAUAUAUUAGUAGCACCAACAUUACCAGUCCCGGAAAUUGUACCCAGAAUACUUAGUUGUGUUCCAGAAAUGCUUGUGGACAACAUUGUUGAUUCAAUGACUGUUAUACAUCGAUUCAAUAACAACAUUUUAUCAACUGCUGGUGAUUCAUUAGGACACAUUAUGUCAUUCAUUGCCCUGUACAUGGGGAGUCAAGAACGAAUGAAAAAUCCACACUUGAGGGCAAAACUUGCUGAGACACUGGAGGCACUGAUGCCUAUGGAAAACAAACGAGGAAUAGCAGCAACUUUUUACCAGUCAGAAAUGUUAUUCAAAGAACAUAGUUUAUCAAAGAUGUUGUCUACUGCCCUCAUACAUGUAUUUGUGUCAAUCGAGUGUACUGGUGAUCCAAACCAGUUUGAACAGAAAUUUAACUAUCGCCGACCAAUGUACCGCAUCAUGGACUACAUAUGGAACAUUGAUGUGCAUCAAAAUAAUUUCAAGGAACUAGCUAAAUAUGCAGAGGAGAACAUUGAAGAUACAAAUGCUCCACUUUUUUUACGGUUCAUCAACUUAUUACUGAAUGAUUCUAUCUACCUAUUGGAUGAAGCAUUCCAGUUUUUAACUCAAGUUAAAGACAUGCAACGAGCUCAUGAUUCUGGAGAAUGGGACAAUCUUGGACGACAAGAGCGUCAACGCCAGGAUUCUAUGCUUCAUGGCUAUGGUCAGCUGGCUAGAUUUCACAACAUUAUGUCUAAUGAUACAAUGCACACUUUGGAUUAUCUUACUAGAGAAAUCAAGUCUAUAUUUACCCAUACCACAAUGGUAGACAGAGUGGCAUCAAUGCUCAAUUACUUCCUGCUGCAUCUGGUUGGUCCGAAGAUGGGGUCCUUGAAAGUAAAAGAUUUCAGUGAGCUAGAUUUCAAACCUCAAGUACUGGUGUCAGAUAUUUGUCAAAUUUACAUCAAUCUUGGUAACUCAGACAGUUUCUGUGCUGCUGUAUCAGGUGAUGGCAGGUCAUACAGUGAUAACUUAUUUGCAAGAGCUAUCAGAGUACUCAGAAAAAUUGGUAAAUUUGAGUUGGUGAUUGAAGUGGAAAUUCUGGCAAAGAAAGUCAAGGAGUUUGCAACUGAACAACAAAAGGAGGAAGAGUUAUUUGGUGAAAUACCAGAGGAGUUUCUUGACCCUAUUAUGGACACCUUAAUGAUAGACCCUGUGCUAUUACCAACAUCUGGUCAUAUUGUAGACAGAACAACUAUUGCUAGACACUUACUCAGUGAUAUGACAGAUCCAUUUAAUCGAAGCCCUCUGACCAUGGAUCAAGUAAAACCAGACACUGAACUCAAAGCCAGAAUAUUUGAGUGGAGGCAAGCCCAACAAACAAACAAAGAACCAGGACAGGAAGAUAUGGUAGUGGUAGAAGGUGCCUCUGCUCCAAGCAAUGAUGAAACUGAGAGACUCUAAUUAUUAUUGGUCAAGCAAUGAGCUAAAUCAGUUUCAUUAAUUUAUGCUAAUUAUUUAUACACAUCUAUGCUAAUGUAUUCUUGUUAACUAAUUUUACAGUGAAUCCCAACCAACUUUUUUAGCAAAAUUUUCAAGUUAAUAUUAUAGAACAGUCAAUAUUCUUCAGAAUUUUGGUGAUAUAUUUAUGUGGAUAUGAACGUAAGCUCUGUCUUUGAAUAUGAUUUGAAUAUGUUCUUGUCUUUGAAUAUGAUUUGAAUAUGUUCUUGUCUUUGAAUAUGAUUUGAAUAUGUUCUUGUCUUUGAAUAUGAUUUGAAUAUGUUCUUGUCUUUGAAUAUGAUUUGAAUAUGUUCUUGUCUUUGAAUAUAUUUUGAAUAUGUUCUUGUCUUUGAAUAUGAUUUGAAUAUGUUCUUGUCUUUGAAUAUGAUUUGAAUAUGUUCUUGUAUUAUUGACCAUUUGACCAAUAUAACCAAAGAAAAUUCAUACCGACUUGACUUAACAUGAAUGAUGAUCAUAGUCUUACAGACAGGAAUAUAUUCCUUAUAUUGACAGCUGUGUGUGUCAGUGUUGAUGACAUGUAUCCCUUGUUGUAAUCAUGGAUUAAGCCCCAAAUUUAUUAAUGAUAUGUACAGAUACACCAUGUUUCAUUUCGGCAUGAAUUUGUUUCAUGGACAUUUCGAAAUAUUGAUGAAACAUGUCUGCGCUUUGCUAUAGAAACUAUUUGGUGAUGCCCAUUACCCACAAGUCUUUGCAAGUUUAUUCAAUGCUUGGAUGAUUCACUGCCAUGAAUGCAAAAGGUAGAUCCCAUCUAAUUUGUUUAAAAAAUUAGUGAUUCAUUUGCUGAAAUUGGUUGUUUUCAGUCUCCAUUUACAAUUUAUAAACAUUUGAUAUGUCAAAUAUAAAUAUGUGUAUACUUCCACUCGUAUCAAACUAGACACAAAAACACACAAUAAAAUGUGAUGCUGCCAGCAGUAUAAAAAUGCAGAAUGAACAAAAUAUAACCGACCAGAGGAAAAUGGUAAAAUACUACAAGAGAUAAAAAAAGAGACAGACGUUUCGCGUUCAACUCUUCGUCAGUGUAACUGGACAAGAAACGGGAAUACAAUGCUAUACAA
Messenger RNA from Saccoglossus kowalevskii, 3926 nucleotides. RefSeq names its product ubiquitin conjugation factor E4 A-like. Lineage: Eukaryota; Metazoa; Hemichordata; Enteropneusta; Harrimaniidae. The record is from RefSeq and is a predicted model, not a curated record. Gene Ontology annotation, cellular component: nucleus; ubiquitin ligase complex; cytoplasm. Gene Ontology annotation, biological process: ERAD pathway; ubiquitin-dependent protein catabolic process; protein polyubiquitination. Gene Ontology annotation, molecular function: ubiquitin-ubiquitin ligase activity.